UUUUGGAAGAAGUUAUAACGUCAAGGAAAUUUCCACCCAGUACAAGGAUAUGCUCUCGGCUUUGGAUUCUAGAGCUGUCUCCUUCCAGAUUAUAUUGGACUCUCUGUACAUCUGUUCCUCUGCCAUCAUCAUGGGACCAUAGGGUGGAAUGGAACUGAAAUUGAAGUGGGUCACCUGGGAAUUGGGAAGCUGAAAUUCAUGGUGAUUUGCACACUUUGAAGUUUGAAGAUUUGUGGAAUUGGAAAAACCCCAGAAACCUAGUUUUUGAAUCUGGUGUGAGAAUGGUUUCCACUGAUAACGGUGAACUCAAAGAGGAAAUUGAGGAAAGCAAUGGGAGCAAAGUAGAGGGUCUGGUUCCUCUUCACAUUUCAACAUCUCAAAGAGGGUUAAUUAGUGAUGAAGACACUAAAAAAGGGUUUAAGAAAAGGUUUCUUGGUAGAGUGAGGUUGCUCAAAUUUGGCUCAGCCAAAUUUCGGCAACUAGCUGAGGGGAGAGAUGAGCUUUCACGAGCUGUGCCUUCUUCCAGUCAUCAUAUUAGGGAGCGUUUCAAUGAGGUUUUUAUGCGGAAAAUUGAUUGGGUUUCACUCAGGAAAAUGUGCAAAGAAUGGAUUAGAGACCCCAUGAACAUGGCCCUUUUUGCGUGGAUUGUGUGUGUUGCUGUCUCGGGUGCGAUUUUGUUCCUUGUCAUGACAGGGAUGUUAAACCAUGAACUACCAAAGAAGUCUCAGAGAGAUGCGUGGUUUGAAGUUAAUAAUCAAAUUCUCAAUGCGCUGUUUACUCUUAUGUGUUUGUAUCAACACCCAAAGCGAUUCUACCAUCUUGUCCUUCUUUGCAGAUGGAGGCCAGAAGACAUUUCUAAACUUAGAAAGAUUUACUGCAAGAAUGGGACUUAUAAGCCCCAUGAAUGGGCGCACAUGAUGGUUGUUGUUAUUCUACUCCAUAUCAAUUGUUUUGCUCAGUAUGCGCUUUGUGGUCUUAACUUGGGGUACAGGAGAUCUGAGCGACCCGCUAUAGGAGUUGGAAUAUGCAUAGCUGUUGCAAUUGGUGCACCUGCAAUUGCUGGUGUUUAUACCAUUGUUAGCCCCCUUGGGAAGGAGUAUGAUUCUGAAACGGAUGAGGAAGCACAAGUUCCAAUCACAACUGACUCAAACAGGUCAAGCCAGUUGAGACGAAAGUCGAUGGAGAGGAGGUUCUCAUUUGCAUCAAGGGAUGAGCAGAGGGUUGUCGAGAGUAGGCCAGAAUGGAGUGGAGGGGUUCUUGAUUUCUGGGAUGAUAUUUCUCUAGCAUAUCUCUCACUGUUCUGCAGUUUUUGUGUUUUUGGGUGGAAUAUGGAGAGACUUGGAUUUGGAAACAUGUAUGUUCAUAUUGCUACUUUUCUUUUGUUUUGUAUGGCUCCUUUCUGGAUUUUCAACUUGGCAGCUGUUAAUAUUGAUAAUGACACCGCAAGGGCGGCUUUGGGGACGAUGGGGCUUAUUCUUUGUGUGUUUGGCUUACUCUAUGGCGGAUUCUGGAGGAUUCAGAUGAGAAAGAGAUUCAAUUUGCCAGCUUAUCACUUCUGUUGUGGUGAACCUGCUGUUACUGAUUGUGCACUGUGGCUUUGCUGUUGUUGGUGUUCUCUUUCUCAGGAAGUGAGGACCGGGAAUUCCUAUGAUAUUGUAGAAAAUACAUUUUGCAGGAAAAAAAUGGAUGGUGGUAGUCAGCUGCCAAUUUCACCUUUGCCUCGUGAAGAUGGUGUGAGUCAGAUCAGGUCCGGCUCAAGUUCUCCACUUGGGAACAGUGCCAGCCCAUUGAAAAUCAUAGCUGCCUCUCCAAGUUCAAGCAGAGCUUCAAAGGGAUAUUACAGUCCCGAAAGGAAUCUACCCGUGGUGGAGGAAGAGUCUCCUGCAGGAGGUAAGGAUGAAAUUAUGAUACCACCUGUUCCAUCAUUGAUACGAAGAGAAGCAAAUUAGCAGAAAAAGAAAAAACGUUUGAUACCUUUCGGUGUGGACUAGUUCGUGUAAUUACUUUAUUUUUGAGUGUCACAAAUACAUAUCAUACCAUGUUUUCCAUACCUUACUGAAGGCAUCUAGUUUCCAUAUGAUAUUUGCAUUGUGUUUCUUAAUUAACUCCAUAGUUGAAGAAAUACUUUACCUUAAUUAGGCAGUUAUUUUGUAGAAGAUAAUCUACCUAAAUGGCAGUAAUUUCUGUGAUCAUCAA
Messenger RNA from Vitis vinifera (wine grape), 2196 nucleotides. RefSeq lists its product as uncharacterized. The transcript has 2 exons. Gene Ontology annotation, molecular function: cyclase activity. NCBI's taxonomy places the organism in Eukaryota, Viridiplantae, Streptophyta, Magnoliopsida, Vitales, Vitaceae. The record is from RefSeq and is a predicted model, not a curated record. Bases 282 to 1949 code for a protein of 555 amino acids. Gene Ontology annotation, biological process: sesquiterpene biosynthetic process.